GUUCUUGUUCCAUCCGCUCCUUGAUAUCCCCUCCCAUGAAACGGUAUGGCAACUUUCCUAUCUCGAGCCAUCUCCCCAGUCCGGGCACUUAAACACCGCCCCUGGCCACUGUCAACAGCAAUCGCUCCCCAACUCCCCGUGAACGAAGCUACCGAAGAGGAACGCAUACCAUACUACGACCCUGCGCGAUUCUAUCCCGCGCGCUUAGGGGAGGUUCUCAACAAUCGAUACCAGCUUGCAACCAAACUCGGGCAUGGUACUAACUCGACUACCUGGCUUGCUCGGGAUCUGAACCAAUGGCGCUGGCUUAGAGAGAAAUAUGUUGCUCUCAAGAUUAAUGCUAGUGUUCAUUAUUCUCGAGAGAAUGCUGCUCAAGCUGAACUGGAUAUUAUGAAACAUAUCUCGGAAGUGAAUCCCCAGCAUAAGGGGUGGUGCCUUAUUAGAUAUCCUCUGGAUUCAUUCAGUCUAGAGCUUGCUGGAUCAACAAGACAUACUUGUGUUGUUUUUGAACCCUUGCGAGAGCCGCUCUGGCUAUUUCGUAGAAGGUUUAUGGGUAAUGUGAUACCUUCUGGUUUACUGAAGAUGUUACUUCAAAUGAUCCUUCAUGGACUGGGUUAUCUCCAUUCUGAGUGUCAGGUUAUUCAUACUGAUCUCAAACCAGCCAAUAUCAUGGUCCGAAUUGAAGAUCCAUCUCUUCUAGAGGAAUCUGCUCGAAAUGAAUAUGAACAUCCUCUGCCACAGAAGAAUUGCUCAGAUGGCCGCACGAUCUAUCUCGCUCGAAAUAACUUUGGCGUCUCUGAAAACUUUUUUGGGAUUACAGAUAAUCCAGAAACCGCCUUUACCACCUAUACUUUUCUAUUGAUUCCCAAACCCUAAUGCCAAGAUACGCUAAGCCAUUCCUAGAACAGAUCCGGAAUAUCCUGGUCCAAGAUAUUGUAACGUAUCGUAUUCAUCUUAGCCAAGCCUCUGGGCCCUGUUUAUUACGCGUUA
Aspergillus sclerotioniger CBS 115572 is the source of this 990-nucleotide messenger RNA. RefSeq names its product kinase-like protein. The coding region runs from base 46 to 876 and encodes 276 amino acids. Lineage: Eukaryota; Fungi; Ascomycota; Eurotiomycetes; Eurotiales; Aspergillaceae. The record is from RefSeq and is a predicted model, not a curated record. The transcript is spliced from 3 exons. Gene Ontology annotation, molecular function: ATP binding; protein kinase activity. Gene Ontology annotation, biological process: protein phosphorylation; regulation of mRNA processing; spliceosomal complex assembly.